UCUCAUUGGCUCCUCCCUGGUCCUCAGCUCUGUAUACUCCAGUCAGCUCUGCUAGCAAAACAGACAAUGUGCUGCUGUUACAAGCAGGGCAGACGCACCAAAUGCAGCGGAGCAAGGAACACAUCGCAGCCUGAGAGAGGAAGCAAAUGCUCACUCCUGACAGAGCCAGCAGAAGGAGGAACAGCAACCAGAAAAAGAAUCAGCGGCGACACUCAGAGGGUCAGUGAAAUGGGCUGCUCAUCUGGCCGCUUGCCCUGCCAGCCUCCAGCCUCCAUGCAGCUGGCCACGCUGGACCCUGAAUGCAGCCUGGCCCGUGACGGGACGCCCUCGAUGGCUGUACCCAAAGCCCCAGAGGACCUGUCCACGCUGGAGCGUCUGGCCCAGGCCACCGGCGGCACUGAGAAGUCCUGGUACCGCUGCGUGUUUCCCUUCGGGGUCAUCUCACUGGUGAUCGGCAUGGCGGGAACCGGCGUCACGUUCACCUUCAACACGCUGCCCCAAACUAAAGUGGUGUCUCUGGUGCUGCUGGUCACAGGGUUCGUCAUGCUGUUGAUAGCGGCUGCGUGCUGGAAGGUGCAUCGGUCUCGGAAGAGAGAAAAGAAGGAGGGAGGCAUCUUCAGCUCAGAGCAGUGCACUCUAUGAGAUGCGCUUCACAAAAUCAGAAGUUUUUCUGGUGCUCUGGAAAGAAAAAUAACCAGUUUGAGGGUAAGCUGUCUGUAACAUCUCCUCACUGUCGCUGACGACCUGUGGAAACAUUUAGCGACAGUACACAGACAAAUGCAUUUGAUCAGUUGUGUUUCAAUUAGGUAAAAGUCAGAAAGAAACAAGGACAAUGGAGGAGCCGUGUGUGUGUGUGUGUGUGUGUGUGCGUGCGUGUGUGUGUGUCGUGUUUAAACCUGGAGAAUCUCUCUUUGGAGAAACUGGAGACUUUAAACCUUAAAUGCUGCAACGUUCCCUGCUUUCUUCUUGAGGGAUGUAUGAAAGUUGGAUGCAAAAGAAAAUCAUGGAAGUCUCUAGACAGAUGACUCCAGGUCAGUAAAGGAAGGCUUUGGUGAGAAAUAUAAACACUGAUGAAAGAAUGACAGCUACUUAUGUUACCAAGUACAUCAUUUUUGAUUAAGUAACAUGCAGUGCCAGGAUUUAUUUAUGUAUUCAUGCCAAGUCAUUACAGAGCCUAUUUUAAAUGUAUAAGGACAAGCUAAUGUGAGCUCAUGUUUUGCAUGACAAAUUAACUGUUUUUAUUUUUUGAUAUUUAAGUGAAAUUUGUGCACUAUUACAUGUUUAUGUUGCAACAAAGUGUUUUUUGACGUUCCAGACUGUUAUUUUGCUUUUACCUAUCGUUUUGUCUGUCAAGUGAAAUCUGGGGUCAGUGUAUGUGCACAUGAAAACGUUCCUACUUGCUUGCAUGUAUUUCUGUAAACCUGUGUGUGUGUGUGUGUGUGUGUGUGUGGAAGGGGGGGGGUAUGUAUGUGUGAACAUUCAAGUAAUAAAUGAUUUUACCUGCACACUGUAGCUAACUCCAGCAGAGUAGAGCAGUAGAGACACACAUCACUACAUAUCUACUGACAUGUUAGCAGGAAACCAGUGUCUUGCAACCAAUGUCAGUCAAUUGAAUGUGAAGUAGAAAAAUCUAAUUACUGACAUGUGAAAAGUGGUACAUUUAGAAUAUGCUGCAUAUGUAAAAAUGAUCAGUAUUUUGGGUCAGUACUUUGGAUCUAUUUGCACUGUUUAUGUAUUUGAGCUUUGGUGUCCUUAAUGAGUUUAAGGCUGUUUGUAAGGCUGUUGAUUUUUUGCUAUGUAUUAUUGUAUAUCUGUUUUUGGUCAUAUAUAUUUUAUAUAUAUAUAUAUAUAUAUAUAUAUUGUAUAUUUCUCUGUGAGAAAAACUGACAGCUGUUUGUAUGUGUUCUCUGAGUGCCUGUAUUUUAACAGUAGAUAUUUUUGUAUUACCCACCACUAGGUUUUGUGAAAAAGAAGAAGAAGAAAAAAAUCUUUUUAAAAAGCCUUAUUCAUUUUCUGUCCAACAGACAUUUUAUGUGAAUGCUGACACCUGAAACCACUGACUAUGAUUGCUGUCUGAAACAGAAGGGGCUCAUGUUUUGGCAAAGUCGUGAGGCUGAUGUGAAAAUAUCUGUGAUUUUACAUUUACGGUCAAGAGAGAGAGAGAGAAAGCGAGAGAGCGAGAGAGAGGUGAGUGGCAGACAGAGUAGUGGUUGGGUGGUAUUGAGAAAGAAGGAGGGAGGAUUCAUUAAGAAAAAAAUGGCAGGAAGCAGCACAGAAUACGUGCUCAGAAUAAAAUAACUGGGAGAGCUGUGGCGGAGCACGUCAUAUAAAACCAGCCUAGAGAAGGUGCUGUGUGCGGCAUGCUGUAACUAUGACUCGUUUGACAAAAAUGUAUUCUCUGUAUUUUUGAAUAUGUACGCAUUUGAACCCUUGCAUUUGGUGUAGCACAGGUGACUGUAUCUGAAAACACUUUCGUAGUAUGACUCAUUUAUGACAGAUGCUGUGAUACAGAUUAUUAGACAAAUCAUAGACAUUUAGAGAGAUCUACCUCAUUCAUAAUAUAUCACACACAAUUUCUUCUUAUCCAGUUAGAAGUAUGAAAGUUGUUUUCCAAGACUGCACAUUUGCUUAAACAUAUUUCUCAAAGAAAGAAUGAAAUGGUCACCAAACAUAGAUUUGAUUUUUGUGACAACAUUUCAGGUUUAUCCUAAAUGACACUCCCUGUAUUUCACUUUUUUGUUUUAUUUAUUGGGCAAAUAUACAUUAGAAUUAUGCAUACUGUUUUGUGCAUCUUAUUGUCAAUAGAUGUAUUUAUAAUUUUCUGUUUUAUCAAAAUAAUUGUAUUAAA
Sinocyclocheilus anshuiensis is the source of this 2848-nucleotide messenger RNA. Its product is annotated as transmembrane protein 100-like. The coding region runs from base 67 to 642 and encodes 191 amino acids. Gene Ontology annotation, cellular component: plasma membrane. The record is from RefSeq and is a predicted model, not a curated record. Gene Ontology annotation, biological process: cellular response to BMP stimulus. NCBI's taxonomy places the organism in Eukaryota, Metazoa, Chordata, Actinopteri, Cypriniformes, Cyprinidae. The transcript has 2 exons.